Trematosphaeria pertusa is the source of this 1530-nucleotide messenger RNA. RefSeq names its product aminopeptidase-like protein Y. Lineage: Eukaryota; Fungi; Ascomycota; Dothideomycetes; Pleosporales; Trematosphaeriaceae. The coding region runs from base 1 to 1497 and encodes 498 amino acids. The record is from RefSeq and is a predicted model, not a curated record. Gene Ontology annotation, biological process: proteolysis. Gene Ontology annotation, molecular function: metalloexopeptidase activity. The transcript is spliced from 3 exons.
AUGAGGCUCCAGAGGGGUUUGAUCCUGGCGGCCGCUGCGCAAUCGCUCGCGGCGGUGUUUCCACGUACGACAUAUGACGACUACUUGCGUCCUCUGGUUAGCUCGGGGCCCUUGCAGGAUCUCGUCACGACUGAAGGUUUGAUGGGCAACCUCAUAAAGCUAGACUCAAUAGCCAAAGCGAACGGAGGCAAUCGCGCCUUUGGAUUCCCCGGCUACGCAGCAUCAGUCGAAUAUAUCCUCUCUCGGACGAAGAACUCCACCAAUUUCAAUACCUGGGUGCAGGACUUCCCUGCAUUAUUCAACCACGUCGACUCAAUAACCUUCAGUGUGGACAACCAGUCGUACCAUGUGAUUGGCUUAUCAUAUUCACCGUCUACUAGCAAAGAGGGUAUCACGGCGACGCUUGUACAAGGCGCGACCGGGCCGGAAGGCUGCACGAACGAGUCGUACAAUGAUCUAGAUGUGGAGGGGAAGAUUGUGCUUGUCCAGCGAGGAUCCUGCCCAGACGGAACAACACUAGCUGGCCGCUUGAAGCCUGCAGCGGCAGCCGGUGCCAUCGCUGUGAUUAUCUACAGCGAUGUCGAGACUCCCGUUACUGGUGGCACGCUUUCAAAUCCAAACCCAGAGGAAUACGUCCCGGGAGGCUAUAUCAACAAAGUGGACGGCGAAGCUCUCGUAGCGCGCAUGCAAGCCGGCGAACAAAUCACUGCCUACUUCCAACAGACGCAGUCAAUCGAGACCAAGAUCACCCAGAACAUCUUCAGCGAAACCAAAGACGGCGAUCCAUCGAACGUCAUCAUGCUAGGCGCUCACCUCGACAGCGUGGUAGCCGGCCCGGGUAUCAACGACGACGGGAGCGGAUCAAGCCUGAUCAUGGAAAUCAAAACCGCGCUCGAGAAAUUCCGCGUCAAGAAUAAAGUGCGCUUUGCGUGGUGGGGCGCUGAGGAGAACGGACUCCUAGGCUCGAAGUACUACACGCAGAAUCUGAACGCUUCGUCGGCAAACAACAUCCUGGCUUAUCUGAACUUCGAUAUGGUGAGCCGUGGUUACUUCGGCGUGUUCGAUGGAGAUGGAAGUACGCAUGGGCUUAAGGGCCCUGCUGGAUCUGAAGUCAUCGAGAGGAUUUUCGUCGAGGAUAUGACGAAGAAAGGAAUCAACGUCACCGCCGCUAGGUUUACUGGCGGAUCGGAUUAUCAAUCAUUCUUCAACAUCGGCAAACCCAUUGGAGGCCUGCACACUGGCACAGGGGUCGAGCAAGACGCGUGUUACCAUCAAGCGUGCGACACGAUUGACAAUCCCAAUCCGACGACCCUGACCAUUAAUGCGAAGGCUGCUGCUCAUGUUUUGAGCAUACUGGCGACGAGAGGCGAAGAGAUUAUUCCGAAGAGCCCGGUCAAUGCGACGAUGAUUACGGGGAGGGGGCUCGUGGGAAGGGAGAUCGAGUGGACGAGAGAUGAACAUGAGAGGCAUUUGGUGACUUGUGGAAAUAACGUAUGAGAUAUGGAUAUGCUGAAGUAAGAGUAGGACACG